AUGUUUACGGGUACGCUGCGAUUGAAAGUAUGCGAGGCGAUCGGACUGCGGCCGACCGACUUUCAGACACGGCACACGAUGACAUUUGGCCGGCUCGGUGAUCAGCUCAUCGAUCCGUACGUGUCGAUAGAUGUCGACGAGAAGUUCAUAGAUCGGUCCACCACAAAGCCACGUACCUUCGAUCCGGUGUGGAACGAGAGCUUCAUACAUGAGGUGGAGAACGCGAACGUGCUCGGGAUGACAAUCUUCCACGAAGGACCUAUCACGGACGUGUUCGUGGCCAACACGACAAUACCGUUCGAGGAUCUGGUCACGCGCAACGAGUCGGAGCAGCAGGACUUUUGGGUCGAUCUCGAACCACAAGGCCGGCUGCACGUGAAGAUCGAUCUCCGAUGGACGCAGGACGCCAACAAUGUAGCCUCGCAGAACUCGUGCCGCCGGGCCGUCGUCAAGGAUCAGCCAUUUUUAAAUCGCCGCCGCGGUGCUAUGAGAAGGCGUGUUCAUCAGGUUAAUGGUCACAAGUUUAUGGCCACAUUCCUGCGUCAACCGACAUUCUGUUCCCACUGUCGUGAAUUCAUAUGGGGAUUAGGCAAACAGGGCUAUCAGUGUCAAGUUUGCACGUGCGUCGUCCACAAGCGGUGCCAUAGUUCGGUCGUAACCAAAUGUCCAAAGAAAAAGGAUGAGCAAACCAAACCGACACCAACGGAAGCAGCCCAACGGUUCAAUGUAAAUAUGCCACAUAGGUUUUCAGUGCACUCGUUCAAACGGCUGACGUUCUGUGAUCACUGCGGGUCGCUGCUGUACGGUAUUAUCAGGCAGGGGCUAAAGUGUGAGGUGUGCAGCAUGAAUAUCCACCGGCGCUGCGAAGGCAACGUGGCGAACAAUUGCGGCAUCAACACCAAGCAGCUGGCGGAGCUGCUAAACGAGAUGGGCAUCACCAUGGAUAAAACACCACCCCGUAGAUCUAAGUACUCUAACCAAACGCCUAGUGAUAACCUAUCGAUGUCGGAGCGCUCGGACGAUACGAGCUCGCUGGACACACUCUCCACCAAAAGUGGGGCAGAAAGUGAGCUCGGCGCUCACCACCUGGGCGCGGCAGCCAUGCACGGUGGUGGACGUGGUCAAACGUCCAAAUCUGGCGGCCCUGCAAUGGGCAUGCUGGUGAAUCUAGGCACCGACGACGAUGGGAAUGCGCGACCUAUGCCGGGCAAGGUGUGCCUGAACGAUUUCAACUUCAUCAAGGUGCUGGGCAAGGGUUCGUUCGGCAAGGUGAUGCUGGCGGAAAAGAAGGGCACGGACGAGGUGUACGCGAUCAAGGUGCUGAAGAAGGACGUAAUCCUGCAGGACGACGAUGUGGAUUGUACGAUGACGGAGAAACGCAUACUGGCGCUGGCCGCCAAGCAUCCGUUCCUGACGGCGCUGCACUCGUGCUUCCAGACGCCCGACCGGCUGUUCUUCGUGAUGGAGUACGUGAACGGUGGCGAUCUGAUGUUCCAGAUACAACGGGCCCGCAAGUUCGACGAGCCGCGGGCAGCGUUCUAUGCCGCUGAGGUAACGCUUGCGUUGCAGUUUCUCCACCGUAACGGUGUCAUCUACCGUGAUCUGAAGCUGGACAAUAUACUGCUCGACGCGGAAGGUCACUGCAAGCUGGCCGACUUUGGCAUGUGCAAGGAGGGUAUCACCGGCGACAACCUAACGUCCACGUUUUGCGGUACGCCCGACUACAUUGCGCCCGAGAUACUGCAGGAGCUCGAUUACGGACCGUCGGUCGAUUGGUGGGCGCUCGGUGUGCUGAUGUACGAAAUGAUGGCCGGACAACCACCGUUCGAGGCGGACAACGAGGACGAUCUGUUCGAGGCGAUCCUGCGCGACGACGUCCUGUAUCCGGUUUGGCUUUCCCGGGAAGCAGUAUCGAUUCUGAAAGGAUUUAUGACCAAAAAUGCGGCAAAGCGGUUAGGCUGCACCGAUGGAGAAAACCAAAUCCGAAGUCAUCCAUUCUUCAAAGAUAUGGACUGGGAGGCGCUGGAGCAGCGCAAAGUUCGACCACCAUUCCGGCCACGAGUGCGAAGUGCUCGCGAUGCACUAAACUUCGAUACCGAGUUCACGAAGGAGGACCCGGUACUAACGCCGGUACCGAACGAUAUCAUACGAUGCAUCAAUCAGGACGAGUUUUCCGGCUUUUCGUUCACGAAUCCGGAGUUUGGGCCGGAAAGGAAAAUUGUUUGCUAAGUUGCCGAUUGGGUGUAUUUAGUUGAAUCAAUUCCGG
This is a messenger RNA of Anopheles maculipalpis, 2266 nucleotides long. RefSeq names its product protein kinase C (gene Pkc98E). NCBI's taxonomy places the organism in Eukaryota, Metazoa, Arthropoda, Insecta, Diptera, Culicidae. The transcript is spliced from 12 exons. Gene Ontology annotation, molecular function: diacylglycerol-dependent serine/threonine kinase activity; ATP binding. Bases 1 to 2229 code for a protein of 742 amino acids. The record is from RefSeq and is a predicted model, not a curated record. Gene Ontology annotation, biological process: protein phosphorylation.